This is a messenger RNA of Anopheles aquasalis, 788 nucleotides long. Its product is annotated as 39S ribosomal protein L32, mitochondrial-like. The record is from RefSeq and is a predicted model, not a curated record. Gene Ontology annotation, molecular function: structural constituent of ribosome. Gene Ontology annotation, cellular component: mitochondrial large ribosomal subunit. Lineage: Eukaryota; Metazoa; Arthropoda; Insecta; Diptera; Culicidae. Gene Ontology annotation, biological process: translation.
GACACACGCAUGUUUUGGUUUCCUCUCUCACCCAGGCCUAAACAGAACGUAAAAAAAAAAAUCCCUGCAUUCCGGUGGAAAAUGGCACGAGUAUUGCGAAGGCUCGUCGAUAAGCUGCAGGAGAGUUUGAUGGUGCUAGAGCAUAAUUUCCUCGGUGGAAACCAGUUUCCCCCCGGCGGAUUGGCAUUGGCCGGUAUCGAAGGACCCCCAGUACAGCGCCCGCAAAGUGGUUCCUUCUCGGUAAGAGAUUUCCUCGGUGAUGGCAUUUUAUGGGCGGUGCCAAAGCACAGACGUACGGUGGAGAAGCGGCACAAGCGCAAGUACGGUUCACCCGAGUACAAACUGAAAAUACUGACCCCCAAAUCGCAUCUACGGUCCUGUGCGACGUGCGGUAGCGAUCAUGAGGUCGGAGUGCUUUGUCCGACCUGCUACCGGCAAGUGCGCACCGAAACCGAGCAGAUGCAGGAGAAAAUUCAGCAAGAGCUUCAGCUGGACCCGGUGGACCGAGAAGUGGUGGUCCUGUAUGCCAGCGAAAAGGACGAACAACCGGGCGAGUUUUGGCAGGGCAAGCGUAUUGUCGAGAUGGAGAAGCCGCGCCCGCUGUGGUUCAGCAGAAACAUGCUACAGAAGGCGACACAGACGACUGACCCGGAUGCUGUGAAGCCGGGUGCCGAUAAAUUGGGCUAAAUGCGGCGUGGGGGGGGGGAGGGGCUCAUUAAAGUAACAUCAAGACAUUGUCAGCAAGAACCGGUAGUCAUGAAUGCAAUCACUUAUUAGACAAACGUGUA